UGCGAUCUGCCAACCAAAUCCCAAAGAAGAAGAAGCUAGCAGGAAGCCCCGCUAAGGAAUUGACUGAACAGGUCUAAUGGGGAGGUGACACCCAGGACUCUGUGUCCAGAACAGUGCUCAGUGCAGAGAGACCUAGCCCAGCCAUGACAGAAUGCUUCCUGCCCCCCAGUAGCAGCCCAGCGGAGGUUCGUCGGGCGGAGCACCCAGGUGGGGUGGCCCGUACCCCCAGCUCGGAGGAGAUUAGCCCCACCAAGUUCCCCGGGCUUUACAGGACGGGCGAGAUCUUGCCCCCCCACGACGGACACCACCACCAUGAGGUCAUCGACGCCGUGUCGGAUGAAGAUAAAGAACACGGGAAGAAGAAGAACAAGUUCAAGAAGAAGGAGAAGAGGACCGAGGGGUACGCAGCCUUCCAAGAAGACAGCUCGGCGGACGAGGCAGAGAGCCCCUCCAAAAUGAAACGAUCCAAGGGAAUCCACGUGUUCAAGAAACCUAGCUUCUCCAAGAAGAAAGAGAAGAACUUCAAGGUGAAGGAGAAGGCACCCAAGGAGGACAAGAAGUCUAAAGACCUGACAGCAGCUGACGUGGUGAAACAGUGGAAGGAGAAGAAGAAGAAGAAGAAGCCUACAACGGAACCAGAGCCCGUCCCCAUGGAGAUACCAACAUUCAGACCCAUCUUCGGGGCCCCCCUGGCUGAGGCAGUGAAGAGAACAGCCCUGUACGACGGGAUCCAGCUCCCUGCCGUCUUCAGAGAGUGUAUCGACUACAUUGAGAGCUACGGAAUGAAGUGUGAAGGAAUCUAUCGCGUCUCAGGUAUGAAAUCUAAGGUGGAUGAGCUAAAGGCAUCGUAUGACCGUGAGGAGUGUCCGUGCUUGGAGGAGUAUGACCCUCACACCGUAGCCAGCCUGUUGAAACAGUUCCUCCGAGAGCUGCCUGAGAACCUGCUGGGACGAGACCUGGCGCAACGCUUUGAGGACGCCUGCAGUCGAUCAGCCGAGGCUGAGAAGGUGACAGAGUUCCAGCGUCUCUUAGUGGAGGUGCCCCCUGGCAGCCGUCUGCUCCUGUCCUGGCUGGUCACUCACUUGGACCAUGUUAUCACAAGAGAGACCGACACCAAGAUGAAUAUCCAGAAUAUAUCCAUCGUACUCAACCCCACUGUACAGAUUGGGAACAGGGUCCUGUACGUGUUCUUCACCCACGUCCGGGAGCUGUUUGGGGAGGUGUUCCUGAGACCCGUCCCGCCCCUCCGCUGGUCCAAUGCUGCCACCAUGCCGGCCCUGCCUGAGACGCAGGACAGCAUCAAGGAGGAGAUACGACGACAGGAGUUCCUGUUGAACUGCCUCCACAGGGACCUCCAGGCUGGGGUGAAGGAUCUGUCAAAAGAGGAGAGGCUCUGGGAGGUUCAACGCAUCCUCACGGCUCUCAAACGCAAACUACGGGAAGCCAAGAAACAGGAGUGUGAGACUAAGAUAGCCCAGGAGAUAGCCAGUCUCUCUAAAGAAGACGUGUCUAAAGAAGAGAUGACUGAGAACGAAGAAGAGGUGGUUAAUAUCAUACUGGCACAGGAGAAUGAGAUCCUGACAGAGCAGGAGGAGCUGAUAUCUCUGGAGGAGGUGUUGAGGAGGCAGAUAUCUACAGAGAAGGAGGAGAUCGAGAGGCUGAGGGCCGAGAUCGCUGAGAUACAGAGGUCAGAACGCUGA
This is a messenger RNA of Coregonus clupeaformis (lake whitefish), 1700 nucleotides long. RefSeq names its product ralA-binding protein 1-A-like. Gene Ontology annotation, cellular component: membrane. The record is from RefSeq and is a predicted model, not a curated record. Gene Ontology annotation, molecular function: small GTPase binding; GTPase activator activity. NCBI's taxonomy places the organism in Eukaryota, Metazoa, Chordata, Actinopteri, Salmoniformes, Salmonidae. Gene Ontology annotation, biological process: endocytosis; positive regulation of GTPase activity; small GTPase-mediated signal transduction.